AUGAGGAACAGAAAGCGACAUCGGGCAGAGGACGAGUACGCUGAUGAAGCUGGCUCUGCUGGAGUCUUCAGCCAUAGUCGCGCGAGCGAUGAACGCGCAUUGGACGGUAUCAAGCAUCAGGUUCAGAAACGCAGAAAAACGGGGGUCAAUACGCGAUUUGACCGUAUGGUCGAGACAAUGAACAUAACGCGGCCGUCGCCCUCUACUGUCAGCUCAAAUCGCACGAGAUCAUCAUCACUCAGCAGCUACGACGCUCCGAAAACUCCGUCAGAUGCAUAUAACUACUCAUAUCAGGAGGGUACUCGCUCUGUCGCAUCGGCAACAAGGGGCGAGAAACUUGCUGUUGUUCUCGAGGAUAUAGAGACAUCCGAGAUGUUUCGCGUGCCUUCUUUCGGUCAGCCAGAGGUGGUCGUACUUGGCAUGAAAGACGACAGCGCACCGUUACCUGGAUGGCUUGCUCAUACUUUCUUGGCCUUAGAUAAGAAGCAUCCUUUGCGGUCUCUGCUCCCAAAGGAUAUACAGGAAUCCGGUACGCAUGUGAAGGGACCACAUCGGCGUCGCUCUAGCCACACGAGCCCUCUUCCAUCCCUCCAUGAAGAUGACAUUCGUCCUGCCGAAGAGGCAGAUAGUGUAUUUGCGUUUGGCCCGCCCGAGCAACGCUCUCCCAUGCACAUCGAUACCGGCUGCUCGUUAAGCAACUUGAAAAUGUACGAGACGAAGAUUCUUUCUCCCAAUUUCGUACGACAGGACGACCCCCCUGAGUACCAGACAUCGAACGCCCAUGUCUGGGAAGGACUGGCUACAAGUUUGAAGGUCGAGUCUCCUCGCAACCUUAAUACUGCUUUUAUACCAUUCGCCAAACCUGGACCUUGCUCUGCCCUAGCUCCUGCUUUGAACCAAAUCCCGCCAAAACCUCUGCUCUUGAACAUACCGCCAAUCACCGACGUCCCUGAUGCGAACGAUUCUGGAUCUGCUUACGAUAUGAAUAUGCUCUCUCACUCACGAAUGCUGGAUGACUCUUUCUCUCACCCGUCUUUAUGCGCCCAAUCUGAUGGCUAUAUGUCUCCCGAAUACAACAUGGAUUACGAAGACGACCUCGUAGAAGAAAAUACUUACGUCGAUGGCAUGGAUUUGAUACCUUCUUCUGAUACGCCUGGACCCAGCUCUGAUACACUAACCAAUCUACAAAGCUCUUUGUUCGCUACUCCUGGUCCUGGGUACCGUACUGCGCGCCCGGUGUACUUUGACUCUCCCGCGGAGGACCCCUCGAAUUCGGACCCGCUCGACGAAUCAGAAUACCAAGUCGACUGGGGUGAGAUAGGCUUUCAAUGGAAACCAUUCAUGCGCGGACAUAACGGAGAAGAAGACAUUGACACCAAGCCCAAACCACUUCCUAUCCCCGUCUCCGUUUUAUCGGAAAUUUCGCCACCAUCUCAUCAUCGUCAGCCGUCCGUUACUAAUCAAGUGGAGAUACCGCCAAGCUCGGUCCGUCGCACUCCGCAAGGCAAACAGCAAGCAAGUCCAAAAGUCCAGCCUCCACCUCCACCUCCAGAAACACCAGUGAAGAGCCUCUUAGAGCAGGACGUGAUUACCUACGACCUGUUUGUGCAGGAAUUGGACGCGCCACGGACCCCCACCAAGGCUUCAGGCACUGAUUUUUACGAUUUCCAGGAUUGUCCUAGUAGCCAGCAAAGCCUCGCCGCGCCGGGUUCUCCUUUCGCUCAAGCCUCAGUAGAAGAAGCCCACAGUUGUGGCCGCAUAACCCCUGAGAGCGAGCUUGGACCUGUCUUUGCCCCGGCCCCGGGAAUAUACAUCUCGCCACUCAAGGAUGCUGAAUGCAGCGAUUCGUCCCAGGUAGAUCAGCUCGACGAGUCAGUCGCCGACGUGGACGAACUGUGUUUUCAGUCUCAGCCUCAGACAAAGUCGACAGCUAUUCAAAGCCCACCAAGCCGCAGGAGGAUCAACCGUCGAACGUCUAGUAGUGUCUUACCUCUGAGCCCCAUCCACGAACACCCUCCGACGUCCUCGCAGAUCACUACCGACAGCAUUGAAUCUUGGGAGGAAUGA
This is a messenger RNA of Pleurotus ostreatus (oyster mushroom), 2067 nucleotides long. RefSeq lists its product as uncharacterized. NCBI's taxonomy places the organism in Eukaryota, Fungi, Basidiomycota, Agaricomycetes, Agaricales, Pleurotaceae. The transcript is spliced from 5 exons. The record is from RefSeq and is a predicted model, not a curated record. Bases 1 to 2067 code for a protein of 688 amino acids.